CUGACUCCCCCCAGCCAGUCAUUUUGCAGAGGCCCAAGUUCAGAGUGAUGGCACAAGAAAACGAUGACAACAGAGAUUUUCCUGGUGGAGAGCUGUUUGCUGAAAUAAGUCAUGGCUCAUCUUCGUUUUGUGCUGGGGUAGAAACAGAUGCUAUGGAUUCCGAUCAGGGGCCUGUGACCUUUGAGGAAGUGGCUGUGCAUUUCACGGAGGGGGAGUGGGGCCUGCUGGACCCAGACCAGAGAGCCCUCUACAGGGACGUCAUGGUGGAGAACUAUGGGAACGUCGCCUCUCUGGAAGGGCCUCCGCUUCCUAAACCUGAACUCAUCUCCUGGUUGGAAGAAAAGGAAGAGAUAUUUGACCAGAGCUCUGAAGAAGGAGGACAACCAACAGUGGCCAAUCUCUGGGGGAGCGAACACAGCGGGGGACUGGCUGAAGUGGCUCCGAAAGGAGGCGAGAGGGAAGAGGCGAAGGAAAACGUUGGAAAUGGAAGAGGAGCCGAGACACCUGAGGAAAAUCCACUGAGAGAUGUGUGGCAGAAGGAACCGGCCGAUAGCGUGACUGGGACAUCCCUCAGCAUAGAGGACUCUCAAGAGGAAGGCCUUUUGUUGGGAGAGCCAACCGAGGCACAACCAGGAGGAUCCCAAGAGGGCAUUUCUUUUGUGACUGAAGCUGCAGAGAGUGAUGGCUGGGAGAGCGAGAGUGAAUGGGAACCAUAUGGAGUGUUGUCGGAAGAUACAGAGGAUGAAGAUAAUUUGGGAGAUCAAGGAGGACUAGAGGAAAAUGGGGACGAUCAAACAGAAGAAGACUGGCGGGAUAAACCCAAUUGCCAGGGCAGCGACUUCAAUGGGUUGCCAGCUCCGGCAAAAGUUUACAAAGGCAAGAGAAAAAAUCAGUGCAAGGUUUGCGGGAAGAGCUUCACACGCAAGGCAAGUCUUAAGGUGCAUCAGAGAAUCCACACGGGGGAGAAGCCCUACAAGUGCACCGUCUGCAGCAAAGGCUUUUGCGACAAAACCAGCUUUCUUAGACACCAGAGAAUCCACACGGGCGAGAAGCCGUACAAAUGCCCGGAGUGUGGGAAGAGCUUUAACCGGACCACAAAUCUUAUUACGCAUCAAAAGACUCACGUGGAAACCAGGGAAAAGACGUUCCACUGCUCGAGCUGCAGCAAGAGCUUUUACAACAAGUACAGCCUCAAGACUCACUGGCGCAGCCACACGGGGGAAAAGCCCUACAAGUGCUCCAGCUGCAGCAAGAGCUUCUGCGACAAGUCGAACCUGGAGGCCCACUGGCGGGUGCACACAGGCGAGAGACCCUUCGAGUGCACGGAAUGCGGGAAGAGCUUCAGCGAUCGCAGGACCCUCCUCCGACAUCAGAGAAUCCACACCGGGGAGAAGCCCUACAAAUGCACGGAAUGCGGGAAGAGCUUCAACGAUCUGGCCACGCUGCUCCGGCACCAGAAGAUCCACACGGGCGAGAAGCCGUAUCGGUGCACCGAGUGCGGGAAGAGCUUCAACCAGAGCUCUCACCUCAUCCGCCACCAGAACACGCACGACGCCCAGCGCCACAAAGGCCGGUCGCGCAAGGCCAAGGCUGCGGUCGGAGCCAACAUAUUUUUGGACAUCACUCAGAGCUUUACCCCAGAGAGCAUCGGCUUCACGCAAGAGAACUAUUAUGGAUACACUCACCCUGCGGAAACUUUUCACUGGCCCAUUACGUCUUACGCACCCUCGGCGGACGCCAGAGAAGGAGGGGUGCCCAACCUGUGGACAAUCGAGGAGACUUCCGUCGGAGAUCAAGCCAUCCUAGUCAUGAAAGAGUUAACCGAGGACAGGACCUUGGCACUGUGAAUGAUGCUCAGAGUAGGGAAGGAGCGUCAUCCAGGGUUACAGCCAUCAAGUAAGAUUGUACGGUCAAGCAAGAAAGCCAUGCUUUAGACAUUCUUGAAAAUAAGCAUGUUUCAAGGCAGAGAUGUAUCGAUCCAAGAUCUGACUGGCAGGAGUUCCGUUUGGAUCUUUAGGCAAAGGAUCUUCAGCAAGGGAGAUCCGGCUCUGCAGGGAAGAUUCCUCGCAUUUCACAGCUAUGCCCACUUCCUGCUUGACUUAGAGGAGAGAUGUAUAAUUAUUGAACAGGGAACAGGGAUUCUCAAAUAUUACAUUU
This is a messenger RNA of Lacerta agilis (Sand lizard), 2157 nucleotides long. Its product is annotated as zinc finger protein 436-like. Gene Ontology annotation, molecular function: DNA-binding transcription activator activity, RNA polymerase II-specific; RNA polymerase II cis-regulatory region sequence-specific DNA binding. Gene Ontology annotation, cellular component: nucleus. The transcript has 7 exons. The record is from RefSeq and is a predicted model, not a curated record. Lineage: Eukaryota; Metazoa; Chordata; Lepidosauria; Squamata; Lacertidae. Gene Ontology annotation, biological process: regulation of transcription by RNA polymerase II. Bases 48 to 1847 code for a protein of 599 amino acids.